AUGAAGAUUCUUUGGAAACUGAGGUUGGCCCCGGCUGGUCCGAAAAAGGCGAUUGGAGUGUGUCAACUCGGACGAGUUCGAACAGAGACAGGGGUCAGCUGCAAGUUACGAUCCUGGCUCUGCGAAAAGUGCCUCUGCACUCCCAUCGACUUUAACGGAGAUAGGGACAACGUCGUAGUGCUAUCAGGGAAUCCUUUAAGCCAUGACCGUGAGCUAAAGUGGCGGGGCGAGAACGGGGCGGGGCGUCGACAGUUGGACCUUGAGAAAAAGUCCCUCAUAGAACGCGUCGGGGCAGAGCAAGCCGAUCGAGUGUGGAAGAAGCUGCCGAGACAGCGGAAUGCCGGGAGGCCGAGCCUCAAUAGUAGCACCGUCUCGUCCGCUGGAGGCAAUAGAGGCAACGAUGUCCGGGAUGAGGAGAUUGCGAACCUCAAGAAGCAGAACAAGAAGUUGGCAAGCGAUCUGGAGAAUGCUCGGACUCACAUCUUCAGCCUCCAGUCUUGCCGAAAGAAGUUCACCCCAGAGGACGCCGGCCGUGACUACGACAUUCCGGUGGGCAGUGUUAGCGACUGGGUGCAGAAGCACGUCGCGCCAGUCGCGGACGACGAUGACAAGCGCAAAAACUUCGAUGGCAUUGCAAGGAGGAAGCCUAGUGACAUCUCCCUUCUCAGAGGGUAUUUGCUCAGACACGGCGACCUAGUCCAUGGCAUUAUGUUCCCAGACACAGAUGUUGAUGUUGUCAUCGCCAUAGUUAUGAGAUUCCUGCAGGAUAAUAUCUUUGAGAGGGGCUGCAUCAACGAGCCCGCCGGGCAAGUUAUCAGCGCCAUUGAAGUCGCGAUGCAGAACUGUGUCGAGCCCAAGCGAGACCAGUUUGCAAUCCGAACUUGGCGGGCUGAGGCUUUCACCGCGGUCCUGAGCACCCCGGACUACGCAACCAUGAGAAAGCAACGGCUGGAGGAGUUGACGACAGUUCUUUGUAACGGAAUGAAGCUCUUCUGCCAAGUCGUUGGCCGGAAUCUCGACACCGUUUACUCGAGCUGUAUGGAGGUUGUCGUCAAGCCAGCCCUGGAAUUGAACGAGAAAUUCCUCACAUCGACUCAUCAUUUCUACCUGAACCUGCGCACUUACAUCAACCGGGACCACAAUGGCAACCUGAAAAUGAGCAACGAUUUUGCCAAGGACCUCGACAAGAUCAAGUGCGAGAACGUGCUGAAAAACAGGAGAAUCAUUCACGUGGAGAAGCUGGAUGAGCAAUUGGUAAAGGACUGCAUCGAAGGAAGUUUCAUCAACAUCCUAACCGUUGCGCCGGGACUACACAUGCGCCAGGUUGGGAGGAGGGACACCAUCGAGCCACCUGCAGUCAUUCGGAAACAGCACGUGCUCGUCGCGUACGAUGGACAGAAGGGGAGGGAUCAUUACUUGUCCGGCUGGCAACAACACUCCCUCAUGGGCUGGGUGUAUUCCCGGCCUAGGACGUUCGCCCAGUUUGGGGUGGCCCGUGCAUGCUGA
Molecule: messenger RNA, 1506 nt
Organism: Phialemonium atrogriseum
Lineage: Eukaryota; Fungi; Ascomycota; Sordariomycetes; Cephalothecales; Cephalothecaceae
Exons: 5
Coding region: 1-1506 (501 amino acids)
Source: RefSeq, a predicted model, not a curated record